AAUUGUCAAAUUCCACAGCGACACAUCAACUGUCAAACGUCUUCGUUUGCCAAGACGCUGGCUGAUAAGUACGAAAACAAAGUCAUUUCCAUGUGCUAUCGUCACUUAGAAAAAAGUCGUAAGACAUGUCUAAAAUUAACCAAGUGAAUGUCGCAAAUUCCAAGUGCACUGUGAGCCGAAAUUCUUCUUAUAAUUCUGUCGUUUAUUUGACAUUUUCCACUGCGAGUGCUUUCUCCUGUCGCGCACUAAACUGAGGCAAACAAUCCUCGCCUCGCCCACACUGUGCCUGUUCGGAAGCGAAAAUGUCAGAGAAACGAAAAUUUGAGGAGCUCGCCGACCCGGACUACCCACAAAACGUGAAGAAAGUGAAAACGGCCACAGAAGACCCACCACAGCUUUCGCGCGAGGAACGACUGAACAAAAUUCGCGCCAUCGUCAAGCGCGAGUUUCAACGGGAGUUGACUGCGAAAGAGCAGGAGAUCAUGGAGAUUGACAACAGGAUCCAACUAGCCAGAAAGCUGUUGCACCGAGUGCGGUAUGCGGUCGUUUCGCAUUACUACAACAAGAAGGGAAUGGAGCUGCCUGACCAGGAGGCUCAAGCGUGUGUGGAGAGCCUCAAUUUGAAGAGUACCGCUCCGCCAGCUUCCGAGUCAGGCCAGAGAGCUAUUCAUCCUGCGUUGAAGAGUAUCCUGGGCAAGAAAACUGUGGAUUAUGAUGAGAUUUUGAAAGCCAGACCUACCCGAGAGGCUGCCAAAACGGCGAAAACUUCAAUCAAGGAGAAACUGCGGACGAAAAAGGAAGAGAAGCGGCUGCAGCGAGCUUUGAAUGGGGCCGUAAAUACGGUUAUAUGCCAUGAUACAACCCCAAAGGUUCCGAGACAUGUGGAGCCAAAUAAGGUCGAGAAGGAAAUCCCGCAAUUGAAUGCUGCGCGAGGAAGGAACCAGACCAAGUGCCUCAUAGCCGUAGGGAACACAUCGAAGUACGUUGGUGACGAGAAAUUCGCUAAUGGGGUUACCCAUAAGUGGUUGGUCUACGUCAAGACGAAAACUCCGGUCCCCAUUGAGAAGAUUGUGACCAAAGUGCGGUUCUUCCUGCAUCCGUCGUACCGUCCCAACGACAUUGUCGAUGUUUGUGAGCCACCGUUUCAGUUAUCGCGGCGUGGAUGGGGCGAGUUUCCAAUUCGACUGCAGUUGUAUUUUGACGCCAGCCUUCAGCAGAAACCGGUUCAGCUUGUGCAUAACCUUGUGUUGGAUAAAACGUUGACAGGAUUGCAGACAAUGGGCGCUGAGACUCUGGUGGAGAUGUGGCUGCGUACAGAUCAUCUUCAAAUUCCACAUGAUUCCAAGAAUACAGACUCGACCUUUACUGAUCUUCCUACAACCGAAGAUGAGACAUCACAGCACAGUGAAGACAAUCCUAUCGAUCAUAUUGACGAUAAGCUAAUGGAACUUCUUAACCGAAUUGAAAACCAAACUUCAAAGUCAAUAUGCGAGGAAGGCGAAAAAAUCGAGCCAACAAUCUCAGUUGCAGAUAACAGUAUCGAAGCAGAUUUCAUGGCAAAUGAUGGUCUAGCUCUGCAAGGAAAUCAUAAUAUACAUGGAGACGAAACUAAUCCGAAUUUAACAUCAACUCUCAUUCUUCCGGAGGUGGUAAACCAAGUGGAAUUCGGAAAAAGCAUUGAUGCAAUACCGGCAUGUAGUAUAGAUGGAUCGACUUUAGAGAGGCCUUCGGUGUCUUCUCAGGCGGUUCCGGUAAAGUCUGAACUAGAAAUUGAGCAGAAUGUUUGUCAGACAACGUCGGUUGCAGUCAAGCAUGAGCCUCUACAUCCUGCAGAACCACAUCAAGUGACUGAAAUAGAUAGUUUAGAAAACAAAUUGUGUCUUAAUCAAAGUGUUUGUGCAUUACCUAUAACUGAGCCUGCUAAAAGUGUUGAGUGUACUCAACUAAACCCAACCAGUUCACCACGGACCACCACCCUAGCUAAACCCUCUGUGAACAUUAUAACCAAAAUAUCAAGUAUUUCAAAGGAUCCUAAAGAUCCAACAAAGCCAACAAUCAUCACUCCUGCAAGCUCAAUCUCAAACAAACCUCAAAUCUUCCAAAAACGCAUAGUGAAAUGUAUUGAUAAACAAGGAAACGUAAAACUCGUUGAAAUGCUUGUCAAAUCUGCAGACUCUCAGAACGGACAGAUUGGUCGUGUUAUGCUAACACCACAAACUCAGACAGCUACUGGCCCGAAGACAAUUAUCAUUUCCAACGGACAAAAAGGACUAGCCAAGCCGCUUGUCUUCAAAAUCGCACCAGCGAAUUCGGUGAAUUCGAUGAAGCCAAUACCUGCAAUUUCCCAGCCGAACACGACUAUUGCAGCGGUUAAAGAUACAUAUCCUGUCAAAGCUCCAACCACCUCAGCUUCACCGCAAAUCACAUCUGGCCUCAAAGUUUUAGCUACAAAAGAGAAUCAAUCGAAUUUAUCCUCUGCCCUACCAAAAUCCGCUCUGAAUAGUACAAAUAAGAAUCAGGUUCUUGUAAAGAACGGAAAAAUGUACAUAAUCGAUCCGCUACAAGCGAAAAUCAAGCAGCAGACGAAGAAGCAAGAGUCGCUCUUGAAACCACAAGUCAGCCUCCUGAAACCGAUUGUGAAAAACGAUAAUCUCAACAAUUGUAUCCGUAACGAUGCAAAAAGUGUGUUUAAUCACACGUCGAUCGCGACGGAUCACGACUACACGAGCUUCCUUGGUAAAUCUCCAACGCCAAACAAGGUCACCAUUCACCGAUCCUCCCUGAGUCAACAACCACAACAGCAGCAGCUGCUCCAUAAGCAAAAGUCCAGUAUAGUCACUGUAAAUAGUCCGAAUAACAGUCGAAUCAAUGUUAUAGUUACGAAGCUAGAUGACGAUGAAGAGGAUGAUGAUGGUGAUCAGGAAAUCAGAUUGAAUAUGAAGACUCCUGUGAUGCAGAAAUCAACGGCGCUCAUGCAGAAGCCUCGACGGGAUUAUCGUAGUGAAUUGGAAAUGAUCUUCGCUAGGACAAGUCCUGUGAGUGUGCGACAGGCGGUUGAAUUUCUGUUGAAACAGUUGCCGUUAAUUGAUGCCAAGGCAUCGAGUACGGAUUAUAGUUCAUCGUUUCCGUUUAUCGUGAAAAGUCAAAGUGUUUUCGAUCGAUUGAUCACGCCGAAGUUGAAAGCGAAUGAGUGGCUUCGUGCGAAAUACAUUCUUCAACUUCUACAAAAACACCCCCAUCUGAACACAUCCAAAUUCUGGACAACAAAAGAAAUAGUUCUAUUCGCUCGUCUGCAUGCCUAUACACCUGUGAUAAACUACAAAAUUGGAAAAGAAUUUAACGAUAAUAAUAGGACGACAGAUAGAACUUUAAAAGAUCUCGUUAAGAAGGAAAUCAAAAGGGAAAAGUAUGAUAUCCAGACAACUACGCUGGUGCAUGGAACGUACGAUUGGAUCAACGAUAUUCGGCAAAAGAUCAACCGUGAAUUGCUAGUCAGUGAAGAAAUCAUCAAUGUCGAUGGCAAUGAUGACGAGAGCUCCGAUAAGAGAUUGAAUAAGGAACAAGAUUCUGGAUCACCUUUGAAAAAUGCUGCUGGGAAGUAUUUCCAUCCUUUGGAUUCUAGUCUAGAGACUGAGGCGUCGUUCGUUAAUGAUGCUUGUCAACAAAUUGGAAUACGAUUGAAACCGGAAGAGAUUGUUACAAAUGUGUUGCAUCCGUCGGCGCAACUAGUCUUGAUUCAGUGCUUCAAAUCAUUCAUGAAUGAUCUUCUCCGAAGAGGUGCAGCAUGCAGACCUGAUGUCGAUACAUCGAGUUCUCUCGUGGAAAAUGUUAUACGCCCUGAAGAUAUAAAAAAUGCAAUAUUAAGUAGGCCGCAAUGGGAUUUCUUAACAAACAACGGACUGGGAGUCGCUAAACCGAAGGAACAAAAAGAUUAAAAUCAAUUUGUUAUCAAAUCGUGUACAUGAGUGUGUUAUUUAAUUUCAUUAUAUCCAAUACACUUGUAAGGCAUUUGUAUAAUUUUAUAAUUUUUGUAUUUUAAUUUGUACAUAAAUAAUUGUGUAGAAUUUUGUAAUUGAAGCGGAAGAAAUAAAUUUUUAUUUAUACAUC
Messenger RNA from Hermetia illucens (black soldier fly), 4107 nucleotides. RefSeq names its product YEATS domain-containing protein 2 (gene D12). Gene Ontology annotation, molecular function: histone binding. The record is from RefSeq and is a predicted model, not a curated record. Bases 303 to 3935 code for a protein of 1210 amino acids. Gene Ontology annotation, biological process: chromatin remodeling; regulation of transcription by RNA polymerase II. Gene Ontology annotation, cellular component: NuA4 histone acetyltransferase complex. Lineage: Eukaryota; Metazoa; Arthropoda; Insecta; Diptera; Stratiomyidae. The transcript has 6 exons.